CUCACCGAACCAGCAACAAUCGCGAAUACUCAAGCUUCUUCCCUUCAAUCACUUACUUUUUCUUAGCAUCAAACAGCAUCGGAGCAAUGUGCAGAGCCUACAGUCGAUCCGACUAUGCCUUGCUAUUCUUCAUCGUCUGCGCUUACUCUGCUUUUCUCUUGUUAGAUCGCUGUUCUUUGGCGUACCAGAAAUUGCCUCCUCACGAGAAAUCGAUCAAGAAGAAUUUAUUGAAAUUCGCCAUUUGGUUCUUGUUUUCUUCGAUUAUGUUCGGAGUCGUGUUCCAAUUCGGACCCUAUUUUCCUCAUUCAGGGUAUGGAUUGUCUCUCUUCUUUGUUGCGACGAUUGGCAGUGCUUUUCUUUUCUAUGUCUAUAUGAUUUUUGAUGGGACGAGUGGUUGCGAUGAGUGUGAACGAGAGGAGAAGAGAAAAUUCUCAGACUCUGUCGAGAAAGUGAAUGAAAGCAAAUUCGAGCGCUGUGAUUCUGUUCUGGAGAAGGUUAAUUUUCCUGGAAAAUAAAAACAAAGGAUUUGCUUGAAUUUUCUCUUGUAGUUUGAGAUUGCUGAAUAACCCUAAUUUCUUGUGCCCAGUAAUGCUAUUGUGUGUGUGUGAUCAUAUUGCUUUUGGAGUGUAGAUUGUGAGAGUGAAUUACAAAUAAAUAAUAUUAGUGUGGUUGGUUUUAACUUUUUGAA
Molecule: messenger RNA, 688 nt
Organism: Camellia sinensis
Lineage: Eukaryota; Viridiplantae; Streptophyta; Magnoliopsida; Ericales; Theaceae
Source: RefSeq, a predicted model, not a curated record